This is a messenger RNA of Microplitis demolitor, 5279 nucleotides long. It is a transcript of the gene chb, whose product is annotated as CLIP-associating protein 1-A. Gene Ontology annotation, biological process: mitotic spindle assembly. NCBI's taxonomy places the organism in Eukaryota, Metazoa, Arthropoda, Insecta, Hymenoptera, Braconidae. The record is from RefSeq and is a predicted model, not a curated record. Gene Ontology annotation, cellular component: cytoplasmic microtubule; mitotic spindle; microtubule organizing center. Gene Ontology annotation, molecular function: microtubule binding. The transcript has 20 exons. The coding region runs from base 699 to 5096 and encodes 1465 amino acids.
AAUGGCGUUGGUUGCCGCAAGUUUCUUUACUUGUAAUUCACGUAAACUCCUACAUUUUUAUUAUUAAACGUAAUAAAUUAACAAAUUAACAUAAAACAAUCAUUCAUAAGUGAAAGUCAUCUUAAAAUAACUUUAUUUAUUUUUUAAAUUUAAAAAUAUCAUCUUGUCAAAUUUAAAUAUAUCUAAAAUUUUUUUUUUAUAAAUUUAUUUAUUUCAUUUUUUUACGUCUACAGGUCUACAGUUUGCGACAAAUAAAUUUUUUGUUGAAAUAUAAAUAACCACAUCAUUAACCUUAAUUAAUUAAAUUAAAUAAAAGUAAUAAAUAAUUAAUUAAUUAAAUUAUUAAUUAUUUUAUUUACAGUGUAAGUGUUUUUAAAAUAAAUAUCAAAAAGUCAAAAAUAUUUUUGAAUUAAGUGAUUGCCAAAAUACGUGAAAUACUCGUUUACAAAAGUGUAUAGUUUUAAAACAUAAUUAUCAAUCAGAAUGACCCAAAUAAUAAUUAUGUUGCUCAAUUAAUUGAGGCCAAUAGAAUCGGUCUCAAAAAUAAUAUAUUUAUUUAUUUGAAGAAAAUGAAACUUAGAUAAAAUAAUGACAUUGAUAAUUAAGUAACUAAAGUAAUUAUAAAUUAAGUGAUUAAUUAACGUGUGAUUAUAAUUGUGUGAUAAAAAAAAAAACAAGUUUUUUUUUCGGCGGUGACGAUGACGUUAAAUCCUAGAGAUAUGGAUGGCUUUAUGCCUUUACUAUCAACUAGCGAUAUUAAAACAAAAAUGAUUAUUGGCAACAAUUUAUUAACGUAUCUUGGUGAUUUAAAUAACAGCAUUGAAUGUCAAGACAUUGGAUUAUUUAUUGAUAAUGUUAUUCCUUGGUUAAAUAAUGGAAAUGCUAAGAUCGUUCAAAAUGGAUUGGAGAUACUUACACAAAUUGCUGAUCGUAUGGGACAUGAUUUUAAGCCAUAUAUAUCAUCAAUUAUCCAGCCUACAAUUGAUAGAUUAGGUGACAGUAAAGAUUUAACGCGAGAAAAAGCAAGACUGGUAUUGUUAAAGAUUCUAGAAAAAGGAAGUAUGGUACCACAACAAUUAUUGGAUCGUAUUCAUCCAGCAUUUAGUCAUAAAAACGCUAAAUUAAGAGAAGAAGCAUUAUUAUUGUUAACAACAAUUUUAGCUGAGCACGGUGCGGAUUUACUGUCAUUAUCAUCAUUAAUACCGAGUAUCGUAAAAUUAUUAUCGGAUCCUAAUGAAAAAGUUCGUGAGACUGCCGUUAAUACAGUUGUCAAUAUUUAUAGACACGUUGGUGAAAGAUUUCGUAAUGACUUACAACGUAAUCAUAAUUUGCCUGCAGCUAAAUGGCAGUUACUGGUUGAAAAAUUUGAUCAAGUCAGGGCUGAAGGCGAUCUUUUUCCACAUGCAAAUGCAAUGGAUGUCGGAAGAGACACAGAUGAGCUGGACAGAGCGGUAAGAUCUGCACCAGCGAAAAAAAUAAAAAGUGUUCUACCAAAAAAGAGCCAAUUUGGACCAAGUUCUAAAAUACCUCCUAUAGGAAUAAAAUUAAGCGAGCGAUUAAAUUCAGGUAGCGCUAGUGCUGGUGCAGUUGACGAAGAAUCAUUUUUGACAGCAUUCGAAGAUGUACCUCAGGUACAUUUAUUUUCAGCCAAAGAUCUUGAGGAGCAUUUUAAAUCAAUACGUGAUACUAUUGGCGAUGACAAAAAAGAUUGGAACCAAAGAAUCGAUCAACUGAAAAAAUUACGCGCUAUAGUAAUGGCUGGUGGGGCAUCUUACGAAAAUUUUAUGGAUUUAUUAAAAAGCUUACAAAACCCAUACGAGGGUGCUUGUACUGAUUUGAGAUCUCAAGUUGUCAAAGAAGCGACUAUCACACUUGCGUAUCUAAGCCGACAAUUAAAAAAUAAAAUUGCUCAUUUUAUUGAAGGCUUACUUGGGUCGGUAAUGAAUCUCAUACAAAAUAGUGCCAAGGUUGUAUCAUCAUCAGGAGCAGUAGCGUUACGGUUUAUAUUUCAACAUACUCACAGUCCACGGUUUAUUCCAAUACUUACCGCAUUUUUUACAAGUAAAAGUAAAGACAUACGUCGGGCUGCUUGUGAAUAUGUUAGUCUAAUAUUACAGACAUGGUCAACUCAGUUACUACAAAAACAUAUUAAAACAUUGCAAGAUGCUAUUGGUAAAGGAAUUGGUGAUCCUGAUGCUGAAGCAAGAGUUUUUGCGAGAAAAGCGUACUGGGCCUUUAGAGAUCAUUUUCCUGAGCAAGCAGAAGCACUACUUAAAUCUAUGGAUGCAUCGCACAAACGGAAUUUAUUAUCUCAAAGCAAUAGUGGUAGUGUAAAUAGUUUAAAUGCUGUAACAAGAACACCAAGUAUACCACCAAGAUCUACGCGACCGACGAUGAGUGCAGCAGGCAGUACGGAAAAUUUACAUCAAACUCAAAGUCCACCAUAUGGACCACUUAAACGGACACCAUCUCUACCACGAUCUUAUCGUCAGUCUGGAAUUCCAGUUCUACAAAGACCAACUGACAAUUACUGUCGAGUGUCUCCAGGACCUAGGUCGAAUAGUGCAAUAGACCUUCAAGCGGCUCGACGUGCACAAUCAAGACUAAAAUAUGCUAGUAUAAACCGUACUAAAGCUACUACCUCUCGACCAGCAGCGAAAGUUGAAACCAAUUUCUUUACGAGUCCUGAAAGAUCGGCUAGAACGAAAACACGAGUCUCAGGAGUUUCACAAUCUCAACCAAGCAGUAGAUCAUGUUCACCAGCAUCACGAAUGUCCUAUGCAUCUUAUAAUCGUGAAGGAGAGUCAUUUAUUGCUCGUCCAAGACGACUUUCUGGUCAAGGAAUGCGAAGCAAUGAAACAAGUCGUGAUCCAAGUCCUCAACGAUUUGGCUUAGAUCGUAGUGUCAGUUCUAAGUUACGUGAACGUAAUUUAUAUAUGUCACCACGACCACCCGUGAUGGCUCAAAAAAUGUUACAGCAAUCACAAGCUGCAGAAUCAGCUCUAGCUGACGCUUUGACUUUUGAUCGUGACCAUCUUCCAAAAACACCCAGAAGUAAAGGUGAUCAUAGUGAUGAUAGUGAGACUAGUAGUAUUUGUUCUGAGCGUAGUAUGGAAAAUUUUCGACGACCAAGUGAUUCUUUUUCCUGGAGCGGUUCGCAACAACGACUCUAUCGCGAUACGUGGGAUACAUCAGGGCCGAAGGACAUAAAAGAAAUAAUAGAAUGGUGCGGACGUAAACAGUGGGGUGAACGUAAGGAAGGAUUAAUGGACUUGCAACAAUUUUUGAUGAACGGAAACACAUUGACAGCCACGGAAUUACGUCAAAUAACGGAUAUAUUCACAAAAAUGUUUAUGGAUUCACAUACCAAAGUAUUCAGUUUAUUUUUGGAUACCCUUAAUGAACUUAUUGCAAGUCACAGUGAGGAUUUAGUUGAUUGGCUUUACGUUUUAUGUACACGAUUACUCAACAAACUUGGAAUGGAUCUUCUUGUAUCAAUUCAAACAAAAAUAAAUCGAUCACUUGAUGUUGUAAGGGAAUACUUUCCAAGUGAGCAAUUGUUGCCCGUAGUCAUGCGUUUCUUAACUGAUCCCGCCCACACUCCAAACUCUCGAGUAAAAGUUGCAACGCUUACAUUUUUAACUCACAUAACCGAGAAUGCUGAGCCUUCAUCAUUAACCCCGAGCUGUAAAUCCGCACUCGUACGUUUAUUAGACUGGACAAAUGACGUAAAAAGUCAAGAAGUUCGUCGUCAUGCUCAAGAAGCCAUAAUAGCCCUUUAUAAUCUAAAUCCGCCUUUAUUUCCAAUGAUGUUGAACGAACUUCCUAAAAUGUAUCAAGAUAUCGCAAUGCCUUUAAUUCAAAAUCAUUUGAAACGAUCACCAGCUUCAAAUCCAGCUUCACCAAGUGGUCAAAUACCUCGAGUUCCUCAGUCUCCAGCUCGGAUAUUACGUCACGAUUUAGAAUCCGAUGAUCACUUGAACCCAGAGGAAGUUUACAAAUCGCUGCGACGUACAACAGCGGAAAUUCAAAAUUAUGGAUUCGAACGUAUGGAAGGUGCGACUUCAAGUAAAGAUUCUGGUAUCAGUAAUAUGGCAGAUGUUGAAGAAAAAAUAGAAUCUUUAACUCUAUCGAAUUCUGGAAGAUCAUCAUCAGUCUCGUCGCCAACUCAACGUGGUCGCAGUGUCAAUUCUAUUGCCGUGAACGGCUCAAGUGAUACAAUAGCUGGUGAUUUAAUUUUACCUGAUCGCCGUAACAACGGAUAUGAAGGACAUAAUUCCGGUGUAUCACCAGAACUUCCACGUGGUCCGGAAGUAUUUGAAAGAACGUUAAUUUUACUUCAGAGUCCAGAGACACAUACUGUAGAUAAAGCCAACGUUUUACGAGAUUUUCAACUUUAUAUUCGUGAAGGUGAUGGUGCAAAAUACGUCAUAACACAAUUUAAAAAAUUACUUAAAACAAUGCUCGAUUGUUUGGCAUUAGAUGAUAAAAGUCUUGAAAUAGAAGUCCUAAAAACUUUGAUUGAAAUGCUAAAGUGUCGUGAUUUAACAAAUUAUUUUGAUGAUUUCGCGGAUUUAUUGAUUUUAAAAGUUUUAAAUGAACAUAAGUCGGAAGCUUAUGAGGGUUCAAGCAGUAGCCCACGACGAGGUCACUCGAGUGCACAAUGUGCUAAACCUCUUCAAUUACUAAAAGCUGCUGAAGAUUGUGCUGCUAUGAUUGCUGCUGUUUUACCAGCCCAUAAAACGAUUCAUUUAGCUUUGACUACAGCUAAAACUGAACCUUUUCCGAAAAAUGUUGCGGCUAUUAAGAUGAUACAGAAUGUAGUUGAGCAUCGAGGAAAAGAAGCGCUUGGGGCACAAAUUGAUGAUGUUAUGGGAACACUUAUGCAGGCAUAUGAGAAUCCAGAAAGUGUUGUACGUAAAGCAGCGGUAUUUUGUAUGGUAGCAAUUCAUGCUGCUAUUGGUGAAGAAGCAUUUAAUAAAUACCGUAAAAAUCUUUAUGGUGGAAAAUUAAAAUUAUUAAAUAUUUAUAUACAAAAAGCACAAGAAGCUGUUCAAUCAUCAUCGAGUCCGAGAAGUAAUCAUAGUAAAAAUUAACUAACAUUUAAAAAUAAUAAUAGUAAUAGUAAUAGUAAUUCAGAGACACUAAGAGUUUCAAUAUUGAAGCGGUUUGCAAGAUUUCAAGAGAGACAUGAGUCAUUAUUAUUACGUUUUAUUGGUAAAAGUGCAACAAAUCCGUAACAUUUAAUACGUAAUUAAUAAAUAAAUAAAAAAACAAUA